Molecule: messenger RNA, 1493 nt
Organism: Trifolium pratense (red clover)
Lineage: Eukaryota; Viridiplantae; Streptophyta; Magnoliopsida; Fabales; Fabaceae
Product: protein SLOW GREEN 1, chloroplastic-like
Exons: 2
Coding region: 84-1187 (367 amino acids)
Cellular component (GO): chloroplast thylakoid membrane
Molecular function (GO): protein binding
Source: RefSeq, a predicted model, not a curated record
UCAUCAUUCAAAGAGUGAGGGUUUUAGACUUUAGACUUCACUACUCUCUUCUCUUCUUCUACUUCAUCCUCUUUCUACUCACCAUGAAUUCUCAUUCCAUAACUAACUUCCGUUACUCCAACCUCACACUCAAUCACAACCGUCCAUCAUUUCCAACAACCUUAUCACCCUCCCUCUCCUUCCGUUCACGUCCACCACCGCAAUUCCUCCCUCCGCCGCCGUCGUCGUCGUUCAAACCACCACCAAUCAAAGCCUCAUCCUCCUCAAACAACCCUCCCUUUCACAAACAACCAAAACCCCCUUCCCUACCUAACCCAUUCCAAACCCUAACCUCUCUCUUCUCCCCCGCCAUCGAAACCACUUGCAUCGUCAUUGCCGCAACCGCUUUCUUCUUCAUGCGUUUCCAUCACUCUCCCGUCAUCGCCGCCACCCUCUCUCCUCCAUCAUCCACCGUCCAAACCACCGAAACUGAAACCGAAACCACCGAAACUGAAAAUGAAAACACAUCCACUCAAAGAGAACAAGCGGAGAACCUAAUCGAAGAGAUAUUACGCGAAAAUCCAAACAACGCUGAAGCUUUACGUGAUCUAAUGGUAGUGAAAAUCAAAGCACAAAAAGUUGAUGAAGCGAUUCAAGUUAUAGACCGUUUGAUUCAAAUCGAACCUGAAGAAACUGAAUGGCCUUUAUUGAAAGCUAACAUGUAUAUCUACAACGAAGACAUUGAAUCUGCUAAGAAAUUGUUUGAAGAGAUUCUCAAGAAAGAUCCACUUAAAGUUGAAGCUUAUCAUGGUCUUGUAAUGGCGACUUCGAAGUCGGAUGAACCGUUGAAAGGAUUGUUGAAUAGAGUUGAAAAAGCAAUGGAAUUGUGUAAGAAACAGAAAGGGGUUUCUGAUGUUAGAGAUUUUAGGUUAUUGGUUGCUCAGAUUAAGGUGAUGGAAGAGAAUUACCCUGAAGCUCUUAAAGCUUAUCAGGAUUUGGUGAAAGAAGAACCUAGAGAUUUUAGGCCUUAUCUUUGUCAGGGUAUUAUAUAUACCUUGCUUAGAAAGAAAGAUGAAGCUGAGAAGCAAUUUGAUCAGUUUCGAAGGCUUGUUCCGAAGAAUCACCCAUAUAGAGAGUAUUUUGAUGAUAACAUGUAUGAAGCCAAUAAGCAGAAAUUCGAGAAGGAAGGAGCUGGUGCUAGGAGUUGAGAAUUGAGAUUGAGAAGGGUUAUGAGGCAAAUGGAGGACAAGGAAAAUUGUAGCACAGGGCGUUAAGAGAGAUUAAUGUACGUGAAUCGUGAUAGGUUAUUGUGGUGUUGAUUGAUUCAUGUAGUCAAUCCCAUCUAGUGAGAAAAUAAUUGGUUGUUAUAGCGAUGUUUCUUGUUUAUUUGCUGUCACAAUGAUGUGAAUGUGGCCAGGUGAGUGUGUGUAGUGUAGCUAUAAUGGAGGGAUUCAUAUAUUGUGCAUGGUUCACCCAAUUUUUGUGUAAUAACAAGCCAUAUGCGCUUAUCCUGA